AUGGACAGUGUUCAUGGCACUCAGCCUCACGAGGCUCCACGGGUCAACCGAUAUGCCGUAGCGACAAGUGUGAUGAUUACAACGAGUUCAUUUGCAUAUGGGUAUGCUGGGGCAAUUAUCGCUACUACGCUUACCCAGCCACCUUUCGUUGAGACAAUGGGUCUCAACACAGCAUCCGGUUCCGAUUCGUUAAUUGGUGCCAUCAAUGGUCUUUACUAUGCUGGGGGAGUUUUCGGUGCUUUCAUAGCCGGCUGGAUGUCCAAUAGGUGGGGACGAAAAAUCGCAACAACAGUGGGCAAUAUUUUCGUUCUCAUUGCAGGUGCUAUCAUGACGGGAUCUGUUAAUCCAGCCAUGUUCAUCUGCUUUCGCUUCAUCAGCGGCAUUGGUUCCUUUAUGAUUCUCUCGACUGUUCCUGUUUGGAUAGCCGAACUCGCACCGCCCCAAAUACGAGGUGUCAUCGUGGAUAUUCACGCAGUCGCCAUGCUGGCUGGGUAUACUGUCGCGACGUAUGCCGGUCUGGGCUUCUUCUUCGCCCCAGUCAGCGAUAACUGGCGAGGGUCUAUGGGCCUGUCCGUGGCAUGGCCAUUUUUGGUUCUCUGCGGAAUAUAUUGGAUUCCAGAAUCUCCACGAUUCCUCAUUGCAAAAGGUCGCAAAAAUGAGGCAUGGGAAAUUAUACAAAAAACACAUGCAGAUUCAGUUCGAGAUCCAACCGAUGAAUACGGCAAGCGAGAGUUCUACCAAAUUCAAAAGCAAGUAGAAGUGGAUAUCACCCUCGAAAACACAUACUGGGAAAUUUUGAAGAGACCGAGUUUCAGACGUCGAGUUUGGAUGACUGUUUUCUUAGAAUUUGCCAUUAUGAGCUCCGGCAUUCUGGUAAUUCUUAAUAAUGGCUCGAUUAUUUGGCGACGUCUUGGUUUUGAGACCAUGCAAAUCCUCAAUCUACAAGCUGGUUUCCAGAUCUGCGGCUUAAUUUUCAACUUGGUCGCCAUGACUUUUGUGGACCGUGUGAAACGGAGUUGGCUCAUUGCAAUAGGUCUUAUGGGAUGUGCCCUGGUGAUGAUGCUAGAGACGAUCCUCCAGUGUCUCUACCUAGACAGCUCCAGCAAGGCCGGUCUUGCGGCAGCCGCAGCCAUGAUAUUCACCUUCCAGGUUGUUUACUCUCUUUUCCUGGACGGAGCUACCUUCUUCUACAUUGCCGAAAUUUGGCCCAGUCAUUUAAGGCCACAGGGAUUUGCAAUUGGAAUGGCCACUCUUUGCCUUUCCAAUCUCAUGUGGCUCCUUGCGGCUCCAACUGCCAUGUCCAAAAUUGCAUGGCGGUAUUAUUUGUUUUUCAUUUGUAUUCCAGCGAUUGGUGCAGCGGUGGUGUUCUUUUACUACCAAGACACGCUUGGAAAACCUUUGGAAGAAAUUGCAGCCAUGUUCGGUGAUGAUGACUUGGUGGCUAUUUACCAACACGACCUAGAUGCUGCCGAUCUCGAAUUGAACAAUUUUGAACACGGGCAUAACACCGAAGGCAAAUCUGUCAUAGUCGAGCAGCUUGAAUAG
Molecule: messenger RNA, 1545 nt
Organism: Penicillium riverlandense
Lineage: Eukaryota; Fungi; Ascomycota; Eurotiomycetes; Eurotiales; Aspergillaceae
Product: Quinate permease
Exons: 3
Coding region: 1-1545 (514 amino acids)
Biological process (GO): transmembrane transport; carbohydrate transport
Cellular component (GO): membrane
Molecular function (GO): carbohydrate:proton symporter activity
Source: RefSeq, a predicted model, not a curated record